AUGAGCAGCCGCAUUCCAUGGGGACGGUUCAUCCUGCUCUCGCACGUCCUGUGCGUGCUCCUGUCCAACAUCCACCACGCCUCGCACGGCUGCUCCGUGGGGGAGAGAGCGGCGCUGAUGGAGAUCCGCUCCUCCCUGGAGCGCGCAGGCGCCGCGGCGCCGCGGUCGUGGGGGCGCGGCGGCGACUGCUGCUCGUGGGAGCGCGUCAACUGCAGCGGCAGCACACAGAGAGUGUCUCGUCUCGACUUUUCGAAGCUAUAUGAUUCUUCCACAGUUCCAUCUACGCAUGGUGGCCAGAAUUUUUGGAGCUUCAACAUGACGGUCUUAUCUGCAUUCUCUGAACUUCAAUUUCUGGAUUUGUCGAGCAAAUAUCCUGAUCCCAGCUCGCUAGGUUCCGACGUUUUUGGAAACCUUACAAACAUGCGCGAACUGAUUUUGAGCCAUAAUGAGUUCAACGGAAGCCUCCCAAAGACUUUGCUUGUGCUUCCUCACCAUAAAAUCCUAGAUCUGUCGGGGAAUUCAUUCGAUGGAGGUAUUCCAAUUAGUUUGUCUUCAGUUGAAGAACCGGCUUCACUGGAAGUGUUAAAUCUCAACUACAACCUGAUGAGCGGAGAUCUUCCAACCGAGCAAGAAUUUCGCUACCUCAGAAACAUACGGGAACUGCGUUUGAGUUUAAAUCAAUUUGGUGGGAAUCUUUCUGCAUUCUUGUUUUCACUUCCACAUAUUGAGCGGUUGGAUCACUCAGGAAACCUGUUUGAAGGACCUAUCCCUAUAAGCCUCUCUUCAAAUCUUUCUUUGUCUCUCAAGAGUCUUCGCUUUUUUCAGAAUAAUUUGAGUGGCAAACUAUCAUUCUAUUGGCUGCGUAACCUCACAAAACUCGAAGAGAUUGACCUGUCUGAGAACACUAAUUUAGUUGUUCAUGUGAAUAUCCCUGGAUGGGUACCUCCAUUCCAACUGAAACGGCUAGCACUCUCUGGUUGUGAUCUUGACAGAGCCAUUAUCAAAGAACCACACUUACUACGCACACAGCUUUAUUUGGAGGAGCUUGAUUUGUCCAACAAUAUCUUGUCAGGAAGCAUGCCAAACUGGCUGUUUACAAAGGAAGCAACUCUGGUUAACCUAAACCUUGGCAAUAACUCGUUAAGUGGAUCCCUAGAUCCAACAGGGCACCCCCAAACUGCUCUGCAAUCUAUGUUAAUAUCUAACAACCAUAUAACAGGGCAGUUACCCGUGGGCUUUGGCUCAAUGUUUCCAUGCUUGUCCACUCUUGUUUUUCAUCACAAUAACUUCUAUGGACAAAUACCAAUGUCAUUGUGCCACAUCAACCGCAUGCGACUUCUGGACCUGUCGAACAUCCAUUUUUCUGGUGAACUGCCAGCUUGUGUGUUCACUGAUUUUCCGGACAUGCAGAUCUUCAGUAUCUCAAACAACCAGCUUGAAGGAACGCUGCCUCGUCUUUUAUCAGGAAGCUUGGUAAUCAUGAGUUUGUAUGAUAACAAGCUGUCUGGCGAACUUGACACUUCAUUUUGGAAUCUGUCUGGAUUAGAAGUCUUAAAUCUUUCUGGGAACCGUAUGACUGGUAACAUUCAUCCAAAGAUUUGCAACUUGACAAGCAUUGAGAUUCUGGAUCUUUCAGAUAACAACAUUAACGGGCCAAUACCAAAGUGUAGCAGUACAUCCCUAAGUGAACUUAACCUGUCGGGGAAUUUCUUGUCAGGAGAUAUCUCUCAUGGUCUUUUCAGCACACCAAACCUUACGAGACUGGAUAUGAGGUAUAAUAAGUUGACUGGUAGCCUCAGUUGCAACUGGACAGGCUAUCUUGAUAACAUCAAUGUACUCUCCUUAGGUUGGAAUGAGUUUGAAGGGCAGGUCACUCCCUUGUGUAAUCUCUGCCCUAGGAUAGUUGACUUGUCACAUAACAAGCUGCCAGGUUCGUUGCCGCCAUGUCUUGGCAGAAUCUUUUGUGGCCGUGAAACAGUACAAUAUGAUUAUCCUUUCCCAGUGCCUAUAGAUUUUACAGCGGAAAGUUAUUUUAAAAUAGAGUUGAACGACAGAGGCUUCAUUUUUGAACUUAGCAAAGACACAGUCUUCACCUUUGGUACAAAAGGGAAUCAAUACACAUUUGGUUUCGACUUCUCUGAUUUGAUGUCGGGCAUCGACCUAUCUGCGAACAAGCUGUCUGGGGAAAUUCCAUGGGAGCUCGGGAAUCUGAGCCAUAUCAAGUCCCUCAAUCUAUCCAACAAUUUCUUCAGUGGCCAAAUCCCGACAAGCAUUGCAAACAUGAGUGAGAUCGAAAGCCUGGACCUGUCACACAACAAGCUGACCGGAUCGAUCCCAUGGCAGCUAACCAGGCUAUCGAUGCUGGAGGUGUUAUCCGUGGCGUACAACUGUUAA
Panicum virgatum (switchgrass) is the source of this 2394-nucleotide messenger RNA. Its product is annotated as receptor-like protein 9b. Gene Ontology annotation, molecular function: protein binding. Lineage: Eukaryota; Viridiplantae; Streptophyta; Magnoliopsida; Poales; Poaceae. The record is from RefSeq and is a predicted model, not a curated record.